UUCACAACUGGCCGGUUUGUUGUGACGCUGCAGUGAUUAGUGAACUCUAAACCAAAGAAAUAACAGAUAACAAUGCAUAUGUAUCAUCUGUAUAACUUCCUGUCAUGACCCGGAAAGUGUUGCUUUUUUGAUUCCACUAAUAAGGUGUAUGUGUUUUUAGUUAGCAGUGUCACACAGAUAAUGGUUCCCCUGAAACGCAGGAAAGUGACAACAGAGCAAACUACAAGUCAUGACACUAAAGCGUGUAAAUAUCCUGAUAUUGCAAUAUUUAUUGUGGAAAGGAAGAUGGGUGCGUCCAGAAAAUCCUUCCUGACACGUCUUGGAAGGAGUAAAGGAUUCCUGAUUGAAGAGUCUUUCAGCUCUUCCACCACGCAUGUAGUGUCAGAAAACAACACUGGAGAUGAAAUUGACAUUUGGCUGAAGAAACAGGAGAUCGAAGGAAAAGACUCAACCAGCUCGGUCAAUCUGUUGGACAUCAGUUGGUUGACUGAGAGCUUGGCAAGUGGAAAUCCUGUCCCCAUUCAGGACAGACACAGGUUAAAGAGCAGCCCGAAGCCCUCUGAGAUCACUCCUGCGAUUCUAAUGAAGAGUUACGCCUGUCAGAGGAGAACGCCACUGAAACACCACAACUCAUUGCUUACAGAAGCUUUGGAAAUCUUAGCCGAGAAUGCAGAGUUUGGUGAGAAUGAAGGCAGGAGCGUAGCCUUCCGAAGGUCGGCGUCUGUCUUGAAGGCGCUUCCUUAUGCCGUGCGUACAGUGGACGAAUUGAAGAACUUGCCCUGCUUGGGUGAGCAUUCACUGAGAGUUAUAAAGGAGAUUUUAGAAGACGGCACAUCAAGUGAAGUGGAGUCAACAAGACAAUCGGAGCAGUUUCAAGCUAUGAAGGCGCUGACUGGUGUUUUUGGGGUGGGAGUAAAAACUGCGGAUCGGUGGUUUAGGGAAGGCCUACGGGGCCCGUUAGACCUCAUGCACACAGGAAAAACGCUGAACCGUGCACAGCAAGCAGGAGUGCAGUAUUAUAACAAUCUGAACACACCUGUCACUAAAAAGGAGGCUAUGGCUAUCAGCGACAUCGUAGAGAAGGCAGUAAAAGCUGUGCUGCCCAGGGCAAUUAUUACACUCACAGGAGGAUUCAGAAGGGGUAAGGAGGUGGGUCAUGAUGUGGACUUCCUGAUCACACACCCAGAGGAGGGGUCUGAGGAAAGAUUAAUGCCCAAACUUGUGAAUUGGUUGGAGGAUCAGGGUUUGCUGUUGUACCAGAAAACAACUAGGAAUUCCUACUUGGAGGGUAAAGAUGGACCUGCUCGUCCUCCUAGUAACAUGGACCGAUUUGAGAGAUGCUUCUCAAUAUUCAAGCUUGAACAAUCGAAAGUAGAUAGUGACACACAAGUGGAAACUUCUUCGUAUAGCUCCAGCACGACAGACGGAGCAGAGGAUCAUCACUUGGGGUCUUCAUGGAGAGCUGUUCGAGUUGAUCUUGUAGUCAGUCCUUAUAGUCAGUUUGCUUUUGCUACACUUGGCUGGACAGGAUCCAAGCUCUUUGAGAGGGAAUUGAGGCGCUGGGCAGGACAGGAGAAAGGGAUGUCCUUAAGCAGUCAUGCACUCUACGACAGCAAACAACAGCGUUAUCUUCAGGCAAACUCCGAAGAGGAAAUUUUCGCCCAUUUGGGUUUGGAGUACAUUCCACCUUCGGAGAGGAACGCGUGAUGCACUUCAGUCCCACUCGGGUUACUCACUACAGCAGUUGAUGAAUCCUGUGCCAUGCUUUGUGAGAAACUACCGGUAUGAAUCUGUGUCACGUACUAAAACUUAUUUUAGCUAUCGUGUAGAAAGGCAAAUUGACAAGUGUGUAUUUAUUUUUUAUCUUCUGUAUCAUUAUGUCCCCAAAGCAUGAAAUAAAAUAAAAUAUUUUAACAUUUUAAAAUA
Messenger RNA from Neoarius graeffei (lesser salmon catfish), 1926 nucleotides. It is a transcript of the gene polm, whose product is annotated as polymerase (DNA directed), mu. Gene Ontology annotation, biological process: double-strand break repair via nonhomologous end joining. The transcript is spliced from 11 exons. Gene Ontology annotation, molecular function: DNA binding; DNA-directed DNA polymerase activity. Bases 181 to 1707 code for a protein of 508 amino acids. The record is from RefSeq and is a predicted model, not a curated record. NCBI's taxonomy places the organism in Eukaryota, Metazoa, Chordata, Actinopteri, Siluriformes, Ariidae. Gene Ontology annotation, cellular component: nucleus.